CAAUUCUCACAAUUUGAUUUCCAACAGACAAGAACGCUUAAGAUACUCGAUUUGGAUUUUUUUUUCUUUGAGAUUAUAGUUUACAGUCUUGGCAAACUUGGCAUUUCUUGGCAAUACCAUUUCUCAUACAACUUUGCAUUUUCUGUUUUAGAUCCAGAUUUUACAAGAUUUGAAACUUGAAAGAUUGGCUAUAGACUUUUAUAAAUCGAAGAACCAUCACGUGGAUAUCAUAUCUGACCAUCGUCCUUUAUCUCGAGUCGUUCAACCAAGUUUCAGAUAUCCAAGCCUUUAUUAUCUUGAAAAUCACCUUUACACACUGGUCAAAGUUUUCUUAAUUCCUUCGUUACCAAAUCAUUUUAUCAAGCCGGUAGGUAAUCUUUAAGAAGAAUAAGUCAAAGAAAAUAACUAGCUAGCUUGGAGUUUCAACUAGUCUUUUGGUUGGAAAGAAAAAGGAAUCUUGAUUAUCGAAUUUUGUUUUAAUUCAUUUUGCCAAAUCUUAUAUCAUCAAUCAAUUACAUCAGACUUUUCUGAAUUUCAAUACCAACAACUGCUUCAAACGGAUUUACAAGAUGUCUAACCUGGCAGAAAUUUUAGGAGAUGUGGUGUUCCGUAGCCUUGAUCCUACUUCUCUAGACGCAUGUCCUUCUCCUUCAAUGGGAUCAGUCACUUCAGAUUGUUUAAACGAAUGGAGUUCAACGUCUUCCAAACAAACCAAAUUACUCAGAAGUCAAUCAGAACCUGUCUUAGGACCUAUGGUGAACUUUACAGGUCCUAUUAAGACUCAUCAAAGACCUCAAAUGCUUUGGACUAGAUCUUCUUAUGGAUCUGAUGAAGUGAUUCAAGUGAAUGAUUCGGUUGAGGAUGGUGGGGUUGAGAAUCUUGAGGAUGUGGAAGAUGAAGAAGAAGAAGACGUUUCACCUGUUUCUUCUAAUUAUCCAACUCAUGUCACUUGUUCCAACCCAUUUAUCCAUCGAGUUCAUCAUCAAGAACACAAUUUCUUAUCAUCAUCUCUACCAGCUUCGAUGUCUAGAACCACGACCACCGAACGAGCCACUCAAGAACUCUUACAAUUAACUCAACCCUUAAGAGAAGGCGUGAUGUCACGUGAAAGGCUCUUACCGGCUUCUCGUAUGAAACAAGUAGGAGUAGGGGGUAGAGGUAAACGUCAUGCUUCAUUAGUGGGACAAACUUUACCGGUGAUUUCGUUGGAUAGUCCUGUAGAACCUGCUUUGGAUUGGGCGGGUUCUGUCAAGACGAUCACGCCUUCUACUUCUUUGAUUGGGUUGAAUCAGAAUCUGACUUCCAAUGGAGUACCUUUGGUGGCUCCUAGACCUAUUAGGGGUUGGCAACGUGGGAUUUCUUAAGUGAAAGACUUCCUGAUGCCCUUUUUCUUUGUAGUUUUACUCUUCUUUUCUCUUUCUUCUGUUGAUGUAUUGUUACUCCUUUAUCCCCACUCAGAUUUUUUUACUUCUUCAUCUUUUUUUUUCUUACUUUUUUUUCUGUUGAAUGUUUAUGUAGAAUAAUGAUCUUUUGAAUCUCUUUUUUUUUGAUUUCUUUGAAUCAUUAACUCUCGUUUUUUUCUUUGAUUUUCUUAUUAAUUUAUAUUUAAGAAUUUCGUCAAAAAAAAUAGAAGAAAAAACUUACUUCUUUUUUUUUCUUUCGUAUUGAAGAUUCUUUUUUACUUUUUUAAGAAAUUUAAUUUUUUAAAAUGAGAUAUCAUUAAACUCUUAAUUUUUUGAAAGAUCAACUUCUUUGUACACAGUUAUUUUUUUUCUGCUCAGAGAGAUAUGAUCUGUUUUUCUUUUCAUUUUCGUUGAGUUAUAUUGUAAAAUUAGUUUCUUUUUUUUGGAUUGUGUUUUUUCAUUGAGAAAAAGCAAAUCUAAAGUGUAUCAUGUUUUUUUUUAAAAUAUUUAUGAGUUGGUUUGAUUAAUUUUGUUUUUUUUUUUGAUUUGCGUAAAUGCAAAAGAUCUCCAUUCUAGUUAAAAAUCGAAAACUGAUUUGUUGAAUGUUGAGUUG
Messenger RNA from Melampsora larici-populina 98AG31, 2016 nucleotides. RefSeq lists its product as uncharacterized. NCBI's taxonomy places the organism in Eukaryota, Fungi, Basidiomycota, Pucciniomycetes, Pucciniales, Melampsoraceae. Bases 570 to 1364 code for a protein of 264 amino acids. The record is from RefSeq and is a predicted model, not a curated record. The transcript has 4 exons.